Molecule: messenger RNA, 6071 nt
Organism: Sus scrofa (pig)
Lineage: Eukaryota; Metazoa; Chordata; Mammalia; Artiodactyla; Suidae
Source: RefSeq, a predicted model, not a curated record
ACUUCUGCCCCAGCUGUGGCAAUGCCGGAUCCUUAACCCACUGUGCCAGGCUGGGGAUUGAACCCGCAUCUCAGCAGCAACCUGAGCCACUGCAGUGGAUCCUAACUCACUGUGCCAUAGCGGGAGCUCCUGCCCUGGCUUUGUGAGUGCACUUUGAAGGUGCUGGAACCCUCUAGUCUGUCUGAUCAACUUGGUCUCUUGUGCUUCAAGGGCUGGUGAAGACACCCCUCCCUGCUGAGGCCUUCUGAGCCAGCCUUGGCACACAUCUCCAUUUUCCUACCUCAUAAAGGAUGCUGUCUGUCUCCUCCAUGUGGCUGAACCACUGCAUUCAUCUUUCGGCCCCCAUGCCUAGCACAGCACUUAGUAUGGGCGCAAUAAAAUUUUGUUGAAGAAAGAACAUUCAAUCUGUAAGGUUAAGUCCUAUCCAAAUCUUAGGUUUGAGAAAUAAUUAUUAGCAAAAACCAUCUCGAGCAUGUCAUGGACCCAUUUAGUCUUUGAGAAUUUUAUCCUCAGAUCUGGCCAGCCAGUUGCAGCCAGGUGCCUGGAGAGUGCUGUUCCCCAGGCCCCAGGUCCCUUUUACCAGUUCGGCUCAUGCCUGGACUGGUGCUGAGGGACAGUGUAAGAAAGAGCCACGUAACUCUUCUGCCAUGUUUAUGGCAUGGCCAUCUAAGGGGGCCACUGUUUAUGACAUCUCACAGGUCAUCUUCUUGAGAUCCAUGAGAAAAAGUUCUGUGAUCUCUAUGCCAGGGACAUGUUGGCUUCUUUUGCAUAUGAUGGUGUUUUUCACUUUGCAAAGUGAGUUAUUUCGUUCCUGUGAAGCUCAAAGUCUGUGACCUACUUUCUAUGAUGGGCACUACCCCUGCCUAGCUGUGUACUAACUUUGCCCCAUCUUUUCUAGAAGACAUUUCUGUCUAUUCUAAACAAUCUUUCUGGGUUGCCAUGGAUCACUUUGGGAACGAAGCAGGUGGCAGCACCUGUUCUGGACACACAGAGCUGGGUCUGGAAUCCAGGUGCUCAUCAGGCAGAGACUAAAAGAGACCAAGUGGAAAGGGAGUGAAUUCUUCUGGGUCAGCCUCUGGGUUUCCCAGGGACCAUGAGGCACCGCCAGGUUCACUGGCAUCCCUCACUUCAGGCCCAAAGGGGGCCCUGGAGCCUCAGGAAGGCUAAGGUGUAGAGAGCCCUCAGGACCCUCAAACUGCUGGGCUCCCCCUAGGCCAGGGGCCUUUACACAACCCCAGAGCUUCUAGUGCAUCACACGUGGCAGGUGUGCAGCAAUUAUCUGUUACUGAAUGAGCGCCACCUGGGUUUGACUAGUCCCAGGACCGGCCCGGGGCACCCAUUGCCUGAUCCUUCACUACAAUAGGGCAGAACGUAAAAGGACGGACCAUGUGUUCUAGAGGGAGGGGCUGGAGCAAAAUAAUAGUCGUUGCCUAGAAAGUGAAGUUAGGGCCAAACGUGUCAUUUAUCUUGGCUCUGAGCAAAGUAUUUUCAGAUAACUUUAAUUACUGGACUUGAGGAGCAAGUCAAAUAUGGUGUUUUGGGGGCCGGAAGACAGCUCUGUCGAAGAUGCACUGGACACCGGAGCACGCCCAGCCCCUCAACCAGUGGCCAGAGCAGCACCUGGACGUCUCCUCCACCACCCCGUCGCCGGCCCACAAGUUGGAGUUGCCCCCUGGGGGUCGCCAGCGCUGCCACUAUGCCUGGGCACACGACGACAUCUCUGCCCUCACUGCCUCCAACCUCCUCAAGCGCUACGCAGAGAAGUACUCAGGGGUCCUGGACUCGCCCUACGAGCGUCCCACCCUGGGCGGCUACGGCGACGCCGCCUUCCUCAACGGCGCCAAGGGGGACCCCGAGCCCUGGCCGGGGCCGGAGACCCCCUACCCCUUGGCCUCGCUCCACGAGGGCCUCCCGGGAACCAAGUCGGGCAGUGGGGGCGGCUCCGGGGGCCUCGGGGGUUCGCCCGUUUUAGCAGGGAACCUGCCUGAAUCCCUCUACGCCAGCAACACAUGUGGCGGCCCGUCGUCGGCGCCCGAGUACGCGGCGGGCUACGGCGGGGGGUACCUGGCGCCCGGCUACUGCGCGCAGACGGGCGCCGCGCUGCCCCCGCCGCCCCCAGCCGCGCUCUUGCAGCCCCCGCCCCCGCCAGGCUAUGGCCCCUCGGGGCCUCUGUACAACUACCCCGCAGGGGGCUACGCCGCGCAACCGGGCUACGGGGCCCUCCCGCCGCCGCCGGCCCCGCCCCCGGCCCCCUACCUGACCUCCGGCCUGGCGGCGCCCACGCCCCUCCCCGCGUCCGCCCCGCCCCGGCCGGCGCCCGCCUCCUACGGCUUCCAGGCGGCCGCGGAGGCCGGGGUGUCGCUGAAGCGCAAGGCCGCCGACGAGGGCGCCGAGGGCCGCUACCGCAAGUACGCCUACGAGCCCGCCAAGGCUCCGGCGGCCGACGGCGCUUCCUACCCAGCCGCGGACAACGGCGAGUGUCGGGGCAACGGGUUCCGGGCGAAACAGCCGGGAACCGCGGAGGAGGCGUCGGGCAAGUACGGCGGCGGCGUCCCCCUCAAGGUACUGGGCUCCCCUGUCUACGGCCCGCAACUCGAGCCCUUUGAGAAAUUCCCGGAACGGGCCCCGGCGCCGGCUCCCCGCGGCGGCUUCGCAGUGCCGUCGGGGGAGCCUCCCAAAGGUGUGGACCCGGGGACCCUGGAACUGGUGACCAGCAAAAUGGUGGACUGCGGGCCGCCCGUGCAGUGGGCGGACGUGGCGGGCCAGGGCGCGCUCAAGGCGGCGCUGGAGGAGGAGCUGGUGUGGCCCCUGCUGAGGCCGCCCGCCUACCCGGGCAGCCCGCGCCCGCCGCGGACCGUGCUCCUCUUCGGGCCGCGGGGCGCCGGCAAAGCGCUGCUGGGCCGCUGCCUGGCCACACAGCUGGGCGCCACGCUGCUGCGCCUGCGCGGAGCGACGUUGGCUGCGCCGGGCGCCGCCGAGGGCGCGCGCCUCCUCCAGGCUGCCUUCGCGGCUGCGCGCUGCCGCCCGCCAGCGGUGCUGCUCAUCAGCGAGCUGGACGCGCUGCUGCCCGCCCGGGACGACGGCGCGGCCGCCGCGGGCGCGCUGCAGGCGCCACUCCUGGCCUGCUUGGAUAGCGGCUGCGGCGCAGGGUCCGACGGCGUGCUGGUCGUGGGCACCACCUCGCGUCCCGCGGCCCUGGACGAGGCGACCCGCCGGCGCUUCGCUCUCCGCUUCUACGUGACGCUGCCCGACGGCCCGGCCCGCGGGCAGAUCCUGCAGCGGGUGCUGGCCCAGCAGGGCUGCGCGCUGAGCGAGCGGGAGCUGGCGGCCCUCGUGCAGGGCACCCAGGGCUUCUCUGGGGGCGAGCUGGGGCAGCUGUGCCAGCAGGCGGCGGCCGGGGCGGGCCUCCCGGGGCUGCAGCGCCCCCUCUCUUACAAGGACUUGGAGGCGGCGCUGGCCAAGGUGGGCCCUAGGGCUUCGCCCAAGGACCUGGACUCCUUCGUGGAGUGGGACAAAAUGUACGGUUUCGGACACUAAUGGCGCGCCGGGAGGCCGUGGGAGCCACUGCCCCUUCCCCGCCCCCUCUGUUCGGGAGAGCCGGCUUUAACCCCUCCGGGCUGGGGGGUACCGGAGUGAGGGAUGUGGGGUGGAGGACAAGUGUGGGCUGCCGGUGGGUUCUUGUUUUUUUUUCGUGGGAAGGAAAAUGCUUCUGCUAGGCAGAUAGAUGCCAUAUGCGCUGUGUACUCAGGUUUUUCCUAUUUAUUGUGGACGGGAAGCUCGCCAUCUCCGCCCCGCGGACGCCGGCCCGGGGCCUAAGGAACUCCUGCUCUCUCGCCACAAUCCUUUUGUCCCCUCGCUCUCUGAAUGGCUCCCUCCCCCUCCCCCACUUCCCCGUUUCUCUGCCUGUAGUUUUCUUUCCCCGUCGCUUUGUCACAGACCGUACCCCUCCCCACCCCCCGCGCUGGCCCAGUUUCUCUUUUGCCCCUCCCGCCUCUGUCUCUCCAUCUAUCACCCUCUGUGUCUCUGUCUCCGUCCCUUGCUCUCCAGCCUCUCCUGGUCUUUUGGUUCCUCGCCCCGCUUCUGCCCCUUUCAAUCCGACUGCAGUGUCCCUUUGCAGAUCUGGAGGUCCAGGAGCUGGGGGUGGGUGGGGAGGGAGCCCUCUCCCACCCAGUAUCCCUCACCCAGCUGGAACCUUGGGUCUGUGGGAGACAAGCAAAAGAAGAAAAAAGACCACCCAAAGAAGGGUUUUUUGGUUGUUUGUUUUCAAGGGGGGGAUAUCCCAGAAAUGUAGCUUGUUUAAUAUUUUAGGCCUCUUAUUUUUGUAAGAUGUGUAGAAUUUGCUGUUUUUCUUUUGACAACUCAGGAAGAAACUGACCUCAGAAAGAAUGUUAGAUUUUGGCUGCUCUCCUGUGUGUGUCCCACGGCCCCACCCCUUCAUCCCUAGGGAAGCAAAUUCUCCCAAAAGACUCAAAAGUGAAACCUGUGGAGAAGGGGCGAGGGAGACCUAGAGGCCUCGCCUAAACCCCUGUGCUUCUUGAGACAGAAGCAGAAUGUAUUGCCAGGGCUUCCUCCUCUGCUCCAAGGGUACAGGUGGGGGCGAGAGGGAUGGGGUUGUGGAAUGUGAGCAGAGGUGGGACUCGCUCACUUCCUGCUGCUCUUCCCAAGCUUAGGAGGGUGUUUACUGUGGAGGGCUGGUUAUCCGGGCUUGGGGAUGCCCUUGCCACUGCCUGCCCCAGACCCAGAAAGUUGGCAGAGAGGGCCCAGGUGAGGAGAUGACGCAGGCAGAGAGUCCUCAGAAAGAUCAUCUCACCUGGCCCUGGCCCAGGCAGAAGUCCCCUGUAACCUAAGGCUAAGAGGAUUUCCCCCGAAGGGCAGGUGGUCUGGCCACAAGUCUGGUUGGGCACAAAAUGGGCUCAGCUUGCCUGGUCUGGUGGGAGGCCCUGAGGAGGGGGUCAGUGGGUGUCCCUUACAAGAUAGGUUUCUGUGGGGAUUUGUUCGUCUUCCAUUCUGCCAGGGUCCUAAGUCUAGAGCUCCAGGGGUUAGGAGGCAGUGGAGGAGAUGGGCAGGCUGUUUUCCCUGAAUACACGUUGGGGGUGUGUUUCUCCCCCUCCCCCCACCGCUUUCCACAGGAAGCCCAGGCCCAUCGCCCUGUUCCUCUCCUCCCCAUCACCUUGCCCUUGAUGGGGCUUCUGCAGGUUGCCCCUCGCCCUCAGGGAGCCCAUUUCACAACUCUGCCCUGUGGUCUAAAGGCAGGGGGGACAAGCCGCCAACCCCCCUCCCUCCCACCCCAGCCGCCCUUCCUGUCGCCACCCCCCCCACCUCCUGCAGUCUCUGAACCACCUCCCACUCCCAGCUGGAAGGAAGGCCUUCAUGGGGGACAUUUCAGGUGCCAAGGUGCUGAGGGCCGGCGCUGGCCUCGGAGUGCUACCAGGAAAGCUGCUCAUUUUCUCCCCUUUUCCCCCUUGGUCCCUGGCCUUCCUCUCCUUGGAGCGGGCCGGUUGCAGGGCUUUGGUGUCUCAGAAGCAGUGGGCGCAGGGUCUGGGGGAAGCAGGGAGCGAGCAGGUUCUCUCAGGUGUGUAUGUGUAUUUUGCGGGGGGGUGGAGGGCGUUGGGGAGGUGGGGUUGGGAUCCCAGCCUUCCCUUCAAAGGGCAGGCAGCUCUGGGGGCUGGGGGGAAGCGCUCACCAACCGGCACCCAGGGCCCCCACCGCCGCCUCUCCUGGCCUUGGGGAGCUUUGCACAAGAGACAGCCCCCAAUCUGCCAGCACCUACCUCACGGGCACUGGGGCGGGCGGGGGAAGGGCAGGUCCAGCUCCGGCAGUGCUGAGGGAGCAUACCAAAGAAUCCGGGGGCAGGGGUGGGGUGAGGGCAAGCUGGCCCUCUCCUUCCUCUACCCAGAUUGGGGUUGGGGUCCUCUCCUCCAGCUGUAACCAUUUCUACCUCAUUUUGCUGCGUGUUGUACGUGGAUGUAUUUAUCUCCUGUCUGACGAUGCUCUGCAGUUUGGUCCGUCUACCUCAGAAGAGACUGUAUUUUAAAAGAAAGUAUUACACAGUAUUAAAGCGAUGACACGUG